ACUCUAGGUUCUGUAAUCAUGUCUGUUAGUGUGACAGAGAGUGACAUUCCUACAUUUUUUGUGGGUGGCGAAGAAGGAGAGGAGCUUUUGGAUCAAGCCAGAUCUUCAAGAUUUCAUUCCUUCUAUGAUCAUAUUGAAGAUGAAGAUGAGUAUGAUUCUCCACCAGAAAGACAGAUUGUGGUUGGAAUAUGUUCAAUGGCAAAGAAAUCCAACUCGAAACCAAUGAAAGAAAUACUUGAACGCCUUUCCAUGUUUAAAUAUAUUACAGUAGUAAUAUUUGAAGAGGAUGUGAUUUUGAAUGAGCUCGUGGAAAACUGGCCUUUGUGUGAUUGUCUGAUUUCUUUUCAUUCUAAAGGGUUUCCAUUGGACAAAGCUGUUGCCUAUGCAAAACUCAGGAAUCCAUUUGUUAUUAACGAUUUGAAUAUGCAGUAUCGCAUACAAGACAGGAGAGAAGUUUAUAGCAUCCUUAAAGCUGAAGGCAUUUUACUUCCACGUUAUGCAGUUCUAAACCGUGAUCCAAACAACCCACAAGAAUGUAACUUGAUUGAAGGAGAAGAUCAUGUGGAAGUUAAUGGAGAAGUUUUCCAAAAGCCAUUUGUAGAAAAACCUGUCAGUGCUGAGGACCACAAUGUGUAUAUUUAUUAUCCAACAUCUGCUGGAGGUGGAAGUCAAAGGCUUUUUCGGAAAAUUGGCAGCAGAAGCAGUGUUUAUUCCCCUGAAAGCAGUGUGAGGAAAACUGGUUCAUACAUUUACGAGGAAUUCAUGCCUACAGAUGGCACUGAUGUGAAGGUGUACACUGUAGGUCCAGAUUAUGCACAUGCUGAAGCUCGCAAAUCUCCUGCUCUUGAUGGGAAGGUGGAGCGGGACAGUGAAGGGAAAGAAGUCAGGUAUCCAGUCAUCCUUAAUGCAAGAGAGAAGUUGAUAGCCUGGAAAGUAUGCCUUGCGUUUAAGCAAACAGUUUGUGGAUUUGAUUUGUUGCGUGCAAAUGGACAAUCCUACGUCUGUGAUGUCAAUGGCUUCAGUUUUGUGAAGAACUCAAUGAAAUAUUAUGAUGACUGUGCUAAAAUUCUUGGAAAUAUCAUAAUGCGAGAACUCGCUCCACAAUUUCAUAUACCAUGGUCCAUACCUUUAGAAGCAGAAGAUAUUCCUAUUGUGCCAACCACAUCAGGGACAAUGAUGGAACUCAGGUGUGUUAUUGCUGUUAUACGGCAUGGGGAUCGGACACCAAAACAAAAAAUGAAAAUGGAAGUUAAACAUCAACGAUUUUUUGAUCUUUUCGAAAAAUGCAAUGGAUAUAAGUCUGGGAAGCUAAAACUGAAAAAACCUAAGCAAUUACAGGAAGUACUUGAUAUUGCAAGACAGCUUUUAGUAGAACUUGGGCAAAACAAUGACUCUGAAAUUGAAGAAAGCAAGGCUAAACUUGAACAAUUGAAAACUGUGUUGGAAAUGUAUGGACAUUUUUCUGGCAUAAAUCGCAAAGUUCAGAUGACAUACCUCCCUCAUGGUUGCCCCAAAACAUCUAGCGAAGAAGAAGAUAGCCACAAAGAGGAGCCAUCUCUACUCUUGGUUCUAAAAUGGGGAGGAGAACUGACUCCUGCAGGCAGAGUUCAAGCCGAGGAACUAGGAAGAGCUUUCCGGUGCAUGUACCCAGGUGGACAAGGAGACUAUGCUGGAUUUCCUGGAUGUGGUUUACUGAGAUUGCAUAGUACCUAUCGGCAUGAUCUCAAAAUAUAUGCUUCUGAUGAAGGAAGAGUUCAAAUGACUGCAGCAGCUUUUGCAAAGGGACUGCUUGCAUUGGAAGGAGAGCUCACUCCCAUCCUUGUGCAGAUGGUUAAAAGUGCUAAUAUGAAUGGUCUACUUGACAGUGAUAGUGACUCUCUUAGCAGCUGCCAGCAUCGUGUAAAGGCACGACUUCAUGAAAUACUCCAGAGAGAUAGAGACUUUACUUCUGAAGACUAUGAAAAGCUUGCACCAUCUGGCAACAUUUCUCUGAUAAAAUCAAUGCAAGAUAUUAAAAAUCCUGUUAAGACGUGUGACAAGGUGUAUUCCUUAAUUCAGAGUUUGACUUCUCAGAUAAGGCAACGGAUGGAAGAUCCUAAGUCUGCAGAUAUUCAGCUUUACCACAGUGAAACCCUGGAGCUAAUGCUGCGUAGAUGGGCCAAGCUUGAAAAGGACUUCAAAACAAAGAAUGGAAGAUAUGAUAUUAGUAAAAUCCCAGAUAUCUAUGACUGUAUAAAAUAUGAUGUCCAGCAUAAUGUCUCUUUGAAACUAGAGAAUACAAUGGAACUGUACAGGCUGUCAAAAGAUUUGGCUGAUAUUGUGAUACCACAGGAAUAUGGUAUUAGUGAAGCUGAGAAACUAGAGGUUGCAAAAGGUUACUGCACUCCUUUACUGAGGAAAAUCCGGUCUGAUCUUCAAAGAACUCAAGAUGAUGAUACCGUAAACAAGCUUCACCCUUUGUACUCCAGUGGAGUAAUGUCUCCUGAGCGUCAUGUUCGAACAAGAUUGUACUUCACUAGUGAGAGUCAUGUCCAUUCCUUAUUGUCAACUUUACGUUACGGUUCCUUGUGUGAUGCAUCCAAAGAUGAACAGUGGAAGCGAGCCAUGGAUUAUCUCAAUGUUGUCAGUGAACUCAAUUACAUGACCCAGAUUGUUAUUAUGCUAUAUGAGGAUCCCAAUAAGGAGCUUUCAUCAGAAGACCGUUUCCAUGUGGAAUUACACUUUAGUCCAGGAGCUAAAGGUUGUGAAGAGGACAAAAAUUUACCAUCAGGCUCUGGCUAUAGACCUGCUUCUCGAGAGAAUGAUGGGUCAAAGAAAUCUUCUCAUAGAACUGACAGUGAUGAAGAAUCACAUUCUUCUAAAAGGGAUGAAACAGAUCGAUCUAUAAUGAUGUUCAAGCCAAUGGUGUCAGAUCCAAUUCAUAUACACAGAAAAUCACCCCUUCCAAGAGCCAGGAAAAUUGGUUCAGUAGAAGAAGAGAGCCCCCUGAGUGUGUCUAGCCCAGAGUGUAUUGGUACCUGGCUGCAUUACACCAGUGGUGUGGGUACUGGGCGUCGAAGACGCAGAUCAGGGGAACAAAUCACUUCUUCCCCUGUCUCCCCUAAAUCACUGGCUUUCACAUCCAGUAUUUUUGGCUCAUGGCAACAGGUCCCACCAGAAAGCAACAGUCACUAUCGAACAUCAAGAACAAUUGUGGAGCAAAAGACAAGUGGCAUAGGGUCUCACUGUGCGGGCCUGUUUAGUACCACUGUGCUCGGGGGUUCUUCAAGUGCACCUAACCUACAGGAUUAUGCUCGUAUCCAUCGUAUAAAGGUGACUUCUUCUGGCUGCAUAGAUGACACCACACGUGGUUCUGCUGUUAAAAGGUUUUCUAUCUCAUUUGCUCGACAUCCAACCAAUGAACAUCCAGACCUCUAUAGGUGCUGGUCGGUUUCCUCUGAGGGAUAUCUAGGCUCCAGUGGCUUUGAAUUAUAUUCCAUGGUGCCUUCUAUCUGCCCUCUAGAAACUCUCCAUAAUUCGUUGUCGUUAAAGCAGGUGGAUGACUUCCUAGCCUCCAUUGCCACUUCUACUUCAUGUGACAAUCUUGUCCAGAUAUCCACAGCUUCCUUUUCUUCUCCAUCAUUUUUGAAUGCCAUAUCGGGAAGAAAAAGUUCUUUAAAUAUGUACACACCUACUAAAAUCCAGCCAACGCCGCUUGAAGAUUUUAUGGAUCAGCAAACUGCGGAGAUACCUUCCUCGAGUACCGUUGAUCCUCCACCUCCUGAUAUUUAAAAGCUGCAACAUGGAAAACCAAAAAGGGGGGAAACAAUACUUGCACAAUGUUGGUGAUUCUUGAAGAAAUGAAGCACUUCAGACAAAACUGGAAGGACCUGCUGUCACCACCUGUUGCAGUAUAUGUUUCUUUGUGAAAAACAAGUUAGUUUUCAAAGGCUUUUCAUUUCUGUCUGAAUCAAUGAGUUUUUCUGUAUAAAAAAUAAUGUAUGUAGUAUAUAUUGUAUAUAUUCAGGUUAAGGGUGAUUGUUUCUAAAAUAUGAAGAGCAAAGAGGUUUACAUCUGUAAUUUUAAGGAACUGAUCAGACAAACUGCACAACUUUUUUCUCAUCUUUGCUCACACACACACACAGCAAAACCAAAAUGGCCUAAUAGAUUGCUUUGUACUGCAGGAGCUGCUGGGAAAGAAACAGACAGUGAAUAGAAAAAGACACAACUUUGUUCUUAGCUGUAACAGAGGCUGGCACAAAGGAAGGUAACCCCUUUCAUUGCCAUGCCACGUUAAUAUGGCCAAUUAGGAAGGUCCACGUUUCUACUUCCUGUAGGAUCCCUACCCGUGAGCAUACCAGAUUAUUUUUGAGACACCUAAGUGCUAUAUAACUCAUGGAAAUGCCAAUUAGAAAGGUGUAUUUCAUUCAUUUCAGUUCCCAGAAAAUCUAUACUCACUCCAGUAGUGACCAACAGCAUGCAACAGUAAUCAGAAAUGGCCAGACCAGUACAUGUAACUUCCUUCCAACCAGACAAGACUAAGGAAGAAAAUAAAAGAAAGUCAUGCAUCUCCAGGACCAGUGGCUACACAGGGAAACAUUUUCCUUCAAUGUGCAUGCCCACUUCACCCAAGUUUGAUGUCCUAACACUCAAUGAUGGUCUGUUUCUCAUCUCUCCCCCCCCCCCAUAGCAACUUGAUAGGGAAUAAGAACUUUUGCUUUGACCCCACUUCACAGAGUCAUGCUGACUUCAGAUGGAGUCAGAUGUAAGAUUUUAACUUUUUGCCAGAUUCUCCUGCCUUGAUACAGCUUUACAAAUGGUUUCUGCAAAUGUUACCUCCUCUCUUCUGUUCUGAGGCAGCUGGAAGAGAACACAUUACAGCAAUACUGGUAGUGCUUAGUCAGCUAAAAGUCUGUUGUCCAAAGUUCAAGUAUUCAUAAGUUAUGAGCAAUUCUUAAUGUCCUGGCCCACUCACAGUGCAAUCCUAUGCAAAAUCCUAUGCGAGCCCAUUGAUUGCAAUGAGCUUAGACUGGAGAAAUUUUGCACAGGAUUGCAUUGUCACCUUUGACAUGGGAGCAUCUCUUAUUUAGAUACAUUUCCAAAGAGAACAU
This is a messenger RNA of Gekko japonicus, 5090 nucleotides long. RefSeq names its product diphosphoinositol pentakisphosphate kinase 2 (gene PPIP5K2). The record is from RefSeq and is a predicted model, not a curated record. The transcript has 31 exons. NCBI's taxonomy places the organism in Eukaryota, Metazoa, Chordata, Lepidosauria, Squamata, Gekkonidae. Gene Ontology annotation, biological process: inositol phosphate biosynthetic process; inositol metabolic process. Gene Ontology annotation, molecular function: inositol hexakisphosphate kinase activity; 5-diphosphoinositol pentakisphosphate 1-kinase activity; diphosphoinositol pentakisphosphate kinase activity. Gene Ontology annotation, cellular component: cytosol. Bases 19 to 3771 code for a protein of 1250 amino acids.